Messenger RNA from Drosophila gunungcola (fruit fly), 11461 nucleotides. RefSeq lists its product as uncharacterized. The transcript has 9 exons. Bases 529 to 8442 code for a protein of 2637 amino acids. Gene Ontology annotation, molecular function: chromatin binding. NCBI's taxonomy places the organism in Eukaryota, Metazoa, Arthropoda, Insecta, Diptera, Drosophilidae. The record is from RefSeq and is a predicted model, not a curated record.
GCGUUGGGUUAUUUAUUUUUUUUCUUGUGAUUUAUUUGAGUGAGCCCAGCUCGCGUCUAAAUGCAAUGUCCAUGUUGGCACAAUGAGUUCGAUUUCAGAUGGAAAACAUAAUUGGUGUCCAAUAAGAAAAGUUUGCAUCAUGUUUUCGCACGUCAAGUGUGUGUGUGUUUGUGAAGUGUAAGGCGCCGCACAAAUUUCGAGUGAAAACGAUCGGCAAAAACAACAAAUCCCACCAAAAAGUGGCGAAGCAACAACAAUAUAUGUAAAAGCGGGACCCAAAAAACAACCGACAAAAACAAAUACAAAAUCAUCGAAGCCCGUAAUUAAAGGUCGGCAGAUGGGCGGCCAACGGAACUACGUGCCCUCCGCUGGCCACUCUUCCCGUGGUUGUUGUUGUUGCCCUUCCAGUUGCAGUACCCGUUGCAGUUGUUGUUGUUGCAGUUGCAGCGGACCAUCGGACGCAGCGCAGUGAGAGCGAGUGGGACAGCAAGCGAGCGCCACUAAAGGUGCGAGCGAGAGCCCUUUAAAAUGGUCUCGAAGAAACGUUCCAAUGCCGCCGAACGUGUCCAGCGCUCGACGGCGACUGCGGCAGCGGCGGCGGCAGCAGCGGCCGCUGCGGCGGCGUCCUCAACGCAGGGCAAGAAACGGCCCGGGAAGCAGGCGAAAACCUCCAGCGCUGCCGGCGAUGAAGCAGAGGAGAAAAAGUCAAGCAGCAAGGCGGAUUCGGCAGCCAAGAAGCCAGCCAAGGAUCCCACAGCGGGGUCAUCGGGAUCAGUCACUGCCCCAGAAACAUCCAGUGGAUGUGGAGGCGGAAAACCCACAGCCACCUCAACCGCCUCGGCCUCAACCUCCGCCUCCGCCUCCUCCACUAUCACAGCCGCCAACGCCACCGCCACCGCCACCGCCACCACAUCCAACAGCUUGAAACUGUCGCCCGAGGAGCGACACGAGGAUGGCAAGGCGCGAGCGAUCAACAAAAUGCUCAAGAGCCUGGACAUCAAGAUCCAUGGGUUCGACAACCUGCUGCCCAGCGGCGAGGAGCGGCUCAACGAGGGCGUGCUCAAGUCCUCCAUUUCGGAGAAUGUCAAGACCAAGUCGCGGGCAGCGGCGGUCAAGGUGAUAUCCAGCCUGAAUCCCGGCAAGCUGCCGGCUGUGAAGCGUGUGCGUCCCUCCCCAGAGCCAGUUAAGGAGAAGGUUGUGGUCGAGAAGUCUGGCGAGAAGGUGCCCGAAAAGGACAAAUCCAAGUCGGAACAGGAGAUUACCCCAUCCGCUGCUCCCGCCGAGGAAUCUCUGGCCUCGAAGGUGCCCAAAAAGACAGUGCAGCAGGCCAAAAAGACCAAGGUGGAGCCAUCGCCGUCGCCAUCGCCACAAACGCCAGCUGCAACGACAACUUUGGUGGGUACAAGCUGCGCCACUUUCAAGCAGGCGGCCGCCAAGAAUCCCGGCAAGAAACCGACGCAGGCAGAGCAGCCGAAGAAGGAGCCACCACCACCCAAGCCGGCCAAAAUGGGUAAGCCGAAGAAGGCAACGCCAGGUCAGGAUGCCAACACGCUGAAGAGCGCUUCCCGUCUGCCGGACUCCAAUACGGAAUCCGUGCAAAUGGAGCUGGAGGAGAUUGUCAGCAUGCCAACGGCCACGCCUACGGCUACGCCAACGCCCACACCUGCUGUCACACCAACGCCAACGGCUACACGCACUCCCACACCCACACCGACAACCACAUCCAAUGCCACGGAGGCAGGACAUCCGGCUCCACCGCCACCACCAUCCAACCCAACGGCUGCAGGUGCAGCCAAACAGCGACCCAAGGUGAAGUACACCAAGACCUCGGCGGGAUCGAAGGGUCGAGUGCAGCAGGCGCUGCACCAGAAGGCGCCUACUGCCUCCUGGAGCGGAGCCAAGGAUAUAUACGACUUCAAGUCGGGAUCGGAGGACGAGGAGCCGAUCAAGAUGGUGCUGCCGUCGCUCAAGGAGCUGCGCGAAUUCUCCGAUGAGGAUAACAAGCCACUCAAGCUGUUCGAGCGGGAGAAGCAGGAAAAGCAGGAAAAGAAGGAGAAGCAGGAAAAGCAGGAGAAGCAGGAAAAGCAGGAGAAGCAGGAAAAGCAGGAAAAGGCCAGAAGUCAGCCAGACGAGGAGGAGCAGCCCUUGGUCAAAAAGGAAGAGAAGGAGGUAAAGGUGAAGUUCAAGGAGAAGGAAGUUGAUCCCUUAAGCAAUGCACAGCAGUCCGAACCAGCAGCCAAAAUCACUAGCACUCCGGCCUCCACGUCGUCGGGCAAAAAGCAAGCCAAGCGCAAGCUACCCACUCCCACGCCCACGCCCACGAGUUCCAUACGCAAGAAGAAGCCGGUGGCCAAGGGCAAGGCCGCUGCGACGAAGGAGCCACCUGCCAGCGCCAGUUCCGCGGACAGCAGCUCCUCCGAGGACGAGCGGAAACUGAGUGCCUACACCGGGCCCAAGCGCCACCGGAUGGCCUCGCUAAAUGCGCUGGCCAAGGUGCAGUGCCUGUACGAGAACGAGUCGCGCACUGCCCACGAACUGGGCCUGUCCAAGGCCACGCAGCAGCCGCCGCGCAUCCGCACGCUGGACGGGAGCGACGAUGACAACCACAAGGAGUCGCCGGACAGGGACAAGGGUUCGGUGAGUCCGCCGCACACGUCCGCCGCUGCCUCGGCCGCCCAGCCGAGUGCUCCGGCGCCCAAGGAGGCGGAGCCGCGCCGCGAGCUGCGCUAUGUGCCCGGUGGCCGUGGAGUGGGCAAGCACUGGGAGUUCGACAGCGACAGCGAGACGGAGGAACUGCAGCUUCAGCAGACCCUGCCGCCGGUCAAAAAGAAGAAGCUGCCCAAGAAGGCGCCGCCCAAGAAGUCUGCCUCCAGCGAGGCGGCCGAGGCCAAGCGUAAGAAGAAGCUCGCGCAGAUCGAGGAGAGCGACGAGGAGAGCGGGGCCAGGGAGAAGGAGCGGGAAAAGCCCAAGCCGCCCAAGCAGUUGCCCAAGAAGCGCAAGACCGCCUUCACCGAGGAGCUCAUCGGCGACUACAAGGGCAUCCUCGCCAGAAAGCGAAUGGCCAGCCUGAAUGCCAGCGCCAUUGUGGCCGCCACCUACGAGGUGGAGCGGCACCUGGACAAGAAUUUGGCCAGCGAUUGCAGCAGCUUCGAGAGCUACGACGAGCUGGACACCAUGCCCAUCAACACCACCACCACCACCACCACCAACACGAGCAGCAGCAAGGCCGCAACCUCGGUUCCAAUCAAAACCGAAAUGAUCCACAUCAAAAAAGAGCCAAAGGAGACGCUACGCGAGCGGGAAAGGGAGUGCGAGCGCAAGAGGGAGCGCGAGAUGGAGCUAAAGGACUCUACUGCCGGCAAGAUGUCCAGCCAUUCGAUCAUCGAGGAGAGCAACGACUCCAAGUACUCGAAGGAGACCAAGGAGACGAACACGGACACGACCAUAACCACCACCGGCUAUCGCGAUUCGACGGCCAGCACCAAGGAUGCCAAGGACUGCAGUCGGCCCACCUCCUCCUCGGUGGUGAUUGUCCAGGACACGGACGUGACCAUCACCGGCGUCUACGUGAACGCCAGCAACGGGGCCGCCCAGGAGGCCUACUGCAAGAUGCAGUACCGCGUCCAGUCGAGCGUCACCGAGGAGCGCGUCCUGCGGCCAGGCUCCGUGGAGCCGCCCAAGUCCUACACGCCGCUCAGUGCCCUCUCCAGCAUGCUGCCGCCGGGUGCCAGUUCCGGACUAAGCGAAGCCCACAGCUCGCCGCCGCUGCCUGUCCAUGCAGUGCCAGCGGGUCCGCAUGUCCUGCUGCCCGGCGAGCACCUCAGCGCCGGGAUGUACCACGCCCCCGAUCUUGGCCUGCACACGGAGCACGCCCUGCCGGACCACCAUGGUCCGCCGCCGCCCUCGUACGCUGCUGCAGCCGCAGCUGCCGCGGCCGCCGCCGCCUACCACGCCCAUCAGCUGGCUCCGGGCGGCGGAGGCGUGCUGCACAUGCACCACCAGCACCAGUACGCCGCCCACGCGGCUCACGCCCAUCACUACCAGCAGGCGGCCGAGUACCAUGGCGGUCCGCCGCCACCACAUCACUACGGAGGUCCGCCGCCACCGCCCCAGGGCCACUAUGGACCGCCGCCGGGAGCACCCGUUCCGGUGCCGGUUCCCGUUCCCGUUCCCCUCUCCCUGCCCGUUCCCGUUCCCAAUCCCGGAGCCGGGCCCGACCGCUGCGACGUGGGAUCGCCACCGCCGUCGUAUCGCGCCAGUGCAUAUCCGCCGCCGUCGAGUGUUGGCAUGCCGCCGCCCACUUUGGGCGGUGGGUCGAGCGCCUUCUGUGCCCCGAGUCCGCUGCACCAUCACCAGCACCAGCAUCAACACCAGCAGCCAGGGCCAGGAGUUGGGCCCCCGCACCACGAUCCCAGUGGCUACUAUCAGCCGGCUGGACCGCUGAUCUCACCGCAUGUGAUCGCCGCCCCGCCACCGCCGCCCGCGCAAGUGAAGAAGCUGCAGGAGGAGGACGGCGCCGCCCCAGCUGUCGGUUCGCCCACGCAGCAGCUGCAGCAGCAGCAUCAGGCGACCGCCGAAGCCGCCGAUCAGUCGCAGUCGCAGGCACCGUCGCACGCCCACGCCCACGUACACGGCCACGCCCACAAUCCGCAGCAGCAGGCGCAGCACCCGCCGCAGCCACAGCCGUAUCCGGCCAGCGCCGUGGCGGCCGCUGCCGCUGCAGCCGCCGCCGCCGCCCACCAGGGCGUGCCCUACUCCCGCUCGAUGCACGCGGCCCAGAUGCACUACUCGACCGCCUAUCCGCCCAACUACUACGCGCCAUACCCGGGCGAGGUCAUGUGCUACUCGCCGCCCACCUACCAGCCCUACUUCUCGAGCAAGGUCUACCAGCCGUCGCACGCCGGCCACCCUGCCGCCCAUCCGCAGGUUCCGCCGCCGGGCGCCUACCGCCGCUACCCCUACUACCAGCACGCUGGUCCGCCGCCGCCGCCGCACGAGCUCUACGAGCAGCAGCAGCAGCAGCAACAGCAACAACAGCCGCCGCCACCACCGCCGCCCGUCUCGUCCGGUCAGCCGCCGUCGCAGCAACAACAACAGCAGCAGCAGCAGCCGCCCACCAGCAGCAGCAGCGGCAGUUCGGGAGCAGCAGGAGCAGCGGGCGUACCUGCUGGCAGCCAGCUGGUCCCAGCCCACCAGCAGCAGCAGCAGCAGCAGCACCUUCAACCGCAGCAGCAGCACCUGGAGCACUAUCCCGGACCGCCCAGCUACUACGCCGGCUACAGUCCCGGCGGAGGAGCCGCCUCUGGCCAGUGCUACACGCGCGGCCUGCAAGGACCGUAUAUGGAGUAUCCACCGCAGUGUCCCUGUCCAAUGCCUCAAUCGUGUCCAAAAAACGUCCAUACUGGGCCUCAUAUUGGUAGCAACAUCAUCAGCAACAUCGACCAGAGCAGCAGCAAGAACAGCAGCAGCAGCAGCAGCGGCAGCAGCAGCAGCAAUAUGUUGUUGAGUGCCUCGAGCAACAGCAAUACCAGCAGCAGCAGCAGCAGCAACAGCAGCAACAGCAGCAGCAGCAGCAACAGUACUUUGACUGCCUGCAGCAGCGCUACGACAACAACUACAGCGUCAGCGUUGACUACCAGUAGAGGCCCAGUGAAAAAUGUGACCCCCAACAAAUGCGACAGUGGCAGCAACACCACUCACAGUGGCAACACCAACAUCAGCAGCAGCAGCAACAUCAGCAACAGCAGCAGCCAGACAAGUGAGAUGACCACGCGGGCAACAGCAGCAACCAAUACGAAUACGACGGCCACCACCGCCACCACGGGCACCCAGUGCCAGAUGCUCGUCAAGACGGAACUCCAGGCCGAACAUCCGAAUCCGAAUCAGAAUCAGAAUCAAAAUCCCCAGUUGACCAAGAUGCAGUAUGAGGCGCACGUGAUGCCGCCGCCCACGCCGCCGGAGAGCUACUGUGCCAGCGACGAGAAGCUGCUCGACGACCAGGAGCAGGAGGCCGAGCUGGAGCUGCGCCUCCGUCUGGGCCUGCGGCUGGAGAAGCAUCAGCAGCAGCAGCAUCAGCAGCAGCAACAGCAGCACAUCGAGGCGUACGACCUCACCUGCAGCACCCCGCCCCCAGUCAGCAGCGUCCCCCAGGCGGCGGCAGCAGCAGCAGCAGCAGCAGUGCCGCCGCGCAAGGCGAGGAUCGGCAAGAGCAUGGCCAGGGAGAUGGUCUAUGCAGCCCAGCAGCAGCAGCAGCUGCAGCAGCAGCUGCCGGAGAAGCAGUUGAAGCAGCCCAAGGAAGCGGAUGUGGAGGCGGAACCAGAGUUGCCUUUCGUACUUAAAGCGGAAAUCAAAGCCGAAACCAAAAUCAAAAUCGAGCACGAUGGCGAGGCCCAGCAGGAGGCCAGCCCACAUAUCAGCCAACUGCCGGACCUCAAGCCCACCAUCAAAACGGAGCCAGUGCAGGAGCAGGAGCAGGAUCAGGAGCCAGAGAAGGAGCAGGAAGUUGCUCCUCCUGCGGCCAAAACAGAAGAGGAGCUGGAAAAGGAGAACGAGAACGGAAAGGAGAAGGAGAAGGAGAUGCCCGGUGGCAGCAAGCAGCGCAUCAACCUGCUGGCCUCCACCGGUGGCAACAAGAAGACCAAGACGAAGCACAGCUACAAGAGCCUGAUCAAACAGGCCGAGCCCAAGGACUACCUGUGUCCCGGCCGUCGGUUCGUCCGUCGCCACGGACGUGCCCCGGCCAAGUACGCCAAGCGGCGUCAGAUGAUCCUCACGCAGCGGCAGCAGCAGCGCAUGCGUUUGCAGCGUCGCGAGCAGCAGCAACAGCGACGCCAGCAACGCGAAGCGGCGGCGGCAGCAGCAGCUGCAGCAACAGCAGCACCAGCACAAGAAGCUUCUCCAAUGGUAACGCCUUCAGAGGCCGGAGCCGAAGCGGUCGGCAUGCAGGAGCAGCAGCAGCAGCAGCAGCAGCAGCAGCAGCAGCUCAACAGCUCGGCCACGCCCAGUGCCUCGCCGAAGAGGGCGCGGCCGCGAAAGCAGGAGAUUGCCGCUCUCCAUCUGCUCGAGGGCCUGGACACGGCGCUGAGUCGCGGCUACUUCAGCGAUCCGGAGCUGAAUCACAGCAGUCGCAAGCAGGCGCCGACGGCGGUGGGCGGUGGCCUCUAUGCCGCCUCCUCGCCUCUGACCCUGGCCCCCGACGAUCAACGGGGCAAGCAGGGUCCCGCCGCCGAGAAGCGCUCCAAGUCGGAGACCAAGAAGCCGCCGGCGGAUGCCGCUCCCCUGCCGCCCUGCAAGAAGCCACGCAAACAGGCCGCCGUCGGCCCAAAGGCCAAGAGCAAGGGCAAGAAAUCUACAGCGGGAGCGGGAGCAGUAGCAGCUGCAUCCACAGCGGAGACUCAAACGCAAGCAGCUGCCAAUCAGGAGACCAACAACAAUGAGUACCAGACGGCAGAUUUGCAGGCUCAAAAGUUCAGUGCGUCGCCGUCAGCGAAUGUCGGCGAUGCAAGCGCAACAGCAACAGGAACAGGAACGGGAACAGCAACCUCCCAACAGCAGCAACAUUCCGAUGAGCAGCACCAGUUUCUGGUGCCCAAUCAGCCGGCGGUGGCUGCCACCCAAGCAACCGCCACUCCUCCUCCGCCCACUCGUCAAGGUCAGUCGUCGACGACGACGACGACGACGACGACGACGCACACGCACACGAAGCGGGCCAGAUCGCGCUGCAAGUUCGGCAAUCGCAAGCGCCAGAGGCAGCGGCCCGGUGGCGUUAGCUACGAACUGGAUGUGACCCUGCCGCCGGCCACCAAGGCCAAUGUGGUGCCCAAGUGGAACAACGGAUGGAUGUGGUCGGGCAAGGCCUACCAGGGCGCCGUCUUUCUCAACAGUGACGAUCCGCUGGUGCUGCGCACCUGCUACGAUGCCAUGCGGCAUGUGGAGGGCGACAUCAUCCGGCUGCGGGACUGUGUGUUGCUCAAGGCCAACGAGGACAACGAGCUGCCCUACGUGGCCAAGGUGGCGCACCUCUGGCAGAACCCCGAAGACGGGGAGAUGAUGAUGUCGCUGCUGUGGUACUAUCGGCCGGAGCACACUGAUCAGGGACGGCAGCGCAACGAUUGUCCGGACGAGGUCUAUGCCUCCCGGCACCGCGACCACAACUCGGUGGCCUGCGUCGAGGACAAGUGCUAUGUGCUCACCUUCAGCGAGUACUGCAGGUAUCGUCGCCGCCUGCGUGCCGCCGAGGAGGACGUGGAAGACGUGAGCAUCGUGCCGCGAAGGCCCACCAGUGCCAGUGGCAGUGGCACCGUUCCCCGGCAUUCGGUGCGAACGGUGCCGGAGCACACCAAUCCGGAGCUGGUCAUGUUCUGCCGCAGAGCCUACGAGUUCCGGACGCGACGCCUGCUCAAGCUGCCACAGAAGAACGGGCUGGUGUGCGGCUCCAGCUAGCGCAAGGCAUGAUAGAUGAACUUUGGAGCGUAGGAACAGAACAUUAACUAGCUUAAAUUCGGAUUGCGAUGGCGAUGGCGAUGGCGAUGGCGAUGGCGAUCGGAGGAGCGAAGCGUGGAGGCGAGAGUGUAGAAGGCAAGGGGCCCUGACAGAGGACAAGGCAAAGGAAAUCAUAGAAAGAAAGUUACAUUGUUUUGAUCAGUCUACAGUAUUGUUAAAGAUAUUGUUUGUCUUUGUUGUUGAAAGAGAGAUGAGAAAUCUUGCAAGGAAGAGGUCCGGUCUGUGCAGCUGCAUUCGUUGUUCCUAACCAAAUAUCGAUUGCUCUCGUUGCGCCUCCUCGUUCGGAGUUCUCCGGACACGGACACUUACACUACCUCUGUCGGGGCAGGAUAGGAGACACACACAGCUACACACCCAGAUACCCAGACACACGGCUAACACCCAGACACACAACAGACCAAAUUGUAGGCGAGGAAUUCGCACUUAGAUGUGGAAACUUUGAGAGAUGUGAGAAAGAAAGGGAUUACAUUGGGAAGCAACUGCUGGGAGAAGCAUUAAAUAUUUUACAUUGUAUUACUUAACUUAUUUAUUCUGACAACACUCAACACAAACCUUUCCCCCCCCACACACACACGGAUAUUUUUGUUAUUAAGUUGUAUGUAUUUAUUAUCAUUAAUAUCGAGUUAGUCAGCAUUCUGUGUACAGUUUUCCGUUCGCUUUUGCUCUUGUCUUAGGAAAUUCCUUGAACCUAAAGCCGAUAUUAAUAUCCAUCAGUUUUUCCUUGUUUCUCAGAAAUCAUUUUAAUAAACCUUUGCUAACUAAAUGUUUUGGGCGCCACAGCAAUCUCUUUAAACAGACAGCCAAUUGAAAAUCAAUAAUCAAAAAAAAAAAUAUAUGUAUUAAACAACAAGACAACAAAGUGUACUAAAUUACAGGUGUCUCGCAAAGUAAAGUAAAAUAAGUUUUAUGCGUACAAACUAUAGGUAAAGUCUACCGACUUUAAAACCUAAUGAUUUCUGUAUUAAAAGGGAGAAUUGAAUCGGUCCCCAAAUUUGUUCAACAAACAACCCUCAAUAAUUUGCGAGGCUAUCUUGAGUUAAGGUUCUCCACUCUCGUUUCAUUUACAACCAAAAUUAAAAAUUUCGUAAUCUUAAUUUAGUCAAUAAAUUCGGAUAUAUGUAAAUCCAGGCUUAACCUGUUGAUGCUCAGGCAAAUACUUUGCGCACAGACAGACCAACUUAACAUAAACUAUUAAUUCUUCGAAAUGAGAUUUCUGGCUCCAAAGGCGGAAAACUGGAAGACUUGACAUCGAUUUUUUGCUAGGCACUGUUUGUAUAUUUUUUUAGUUGUUGUUAGUUUUUGUAAGCGAAGGAAAAAACAUUUUGUACUCUCGAAUUGAGAAUUAUUUUUUGUUUUCGUUUUUUUUUUUGGAAAUUUGAUUUCAGAUGUAUCAUUUUCUGUUUACUUUGUAAUUCAGCUACAAACAGUUAAAAAUUAUGUUUAAAAAAAGAAACAACAGAAACAACAACAAGUCACAUUAUAUUAAAUAUACAAAUAUAUAUAUAUAUAUAUAUAUAGUUCUUUAUAAACAAAUAUCCGUAUCCAUAUAAAUAUUUUUUUUUAAUCCUAAUUUAAUUUAGUUUUAGCGUUUUUAGUUACUAAGUUUGUAUUGCUAAUAGUUUGUUUUAUACCAAAUACACAAAAAAACAUAAUGCGAUUAUAAAAAAAGAACCUAUUUAUGCACACCCAAACACACAUACAUCUAUGCACAAGUGUAUAGUUUUAUAAAUAUAUAUGAAUUGUAUGUACUAUUUUUUAAACCAUUUUUUCCUGUUUUCGUUUUUGGUCUUUAAUUGUGACAUGAAAGCGGGGAGUUCUUUUUGGAGCCUACUUUCGGGCUGACAAUGGAAAGAAUUUGUUUCCAGAUCUGCUGGAUGCGUGGGCGGUUAGGUGUAGGCUAGUAGGCGUGGCAAUGUGUAGAGCUAUGGGUAAAGCAACGUAGGACAACUGGAAAUGCUGUCGACGCUUUGGAAUAGAAUGUGCAAAAGAUAGAAAUCGUAUAUAAAUACACACAUAUAUAGGGAGCAUAGCCAGACAUAUGAUACAAGUAUACAACAACACACACACACACACACACACUCACACACAUACAUACAUACAUACACACUCACGCACACAAGGAUCGAUCCAUUAAUACAUAUGUAUACCUAGAGAAGCAGGACGAUGAAAGAAUUCAAUUAGUGAAAAUCAACAAGCAACCACAAAUUGUAGCCUAAAUUACCAAAACAAAACAAAACGAAACAAAACAAUAUAUUUGUAUGCCAUAUAUAUAUAUAUUAUAUAUACACAAUACAUAUACAUAUACAUACACAUAUACAUAUACAUAUAUAUAGAAAUCUAUAUAUACUGGAGCCUUGUUCCUGCUGGGCCAAUACAAGGACACAUAUAUAUUUCUAUAGGCAAAUUGAAGGUACCACAGGAAGCAACCACAACAGAAAGCAAUUCAAAUCAGUUUGUAUUAUAGAUGGGAGACGUCCAAGGUUUUGGCGUUCUUCACAGCAGAGAACAGUCAACCCCCACUAACAGAAACACAACCACACACACACACACACACACACACAUACACAAGUUUAAAGAUGAACCAAAAAUGUGGAUCCCUUAUUGUAUUUUGUAGAGAAAUCUAAAACCCAAGAAACUCGUUUAAAAAUCAUUUCAUUCCAAUCUGAUCAGAGUAGUUUGGCAUGAUAAUUUCCAUAUAGUUAUUAGUUAUAGUUAUACGUCUGUGAGCCCACGGUCUGAUCAUUUUCCUCGAUGUUUGCUUUAAGAAAUACAUUUUUUAAAAACCAUAACGUACCAUUGAAAAUCCACAACACAACAAAUGCAAAACGAACAUUAAACAGAGCAAAAACCAAAUAAAUCUAAUAAACCAGGAAGAACAAAAACAAAACAAGAUCAAUAAAACAAAUUAAUAUAAUUAUUGUUUAUUACUAGACUAAUAAAUGUAUUUUUUGGCAGAUUA